Molecule: messenger RNA, 1350 nt
Organism: Haemonchus placei
Lineage: Eukaryota; Metazoa; Nematoda; Chromadorea; Rhabditida; Trichostrongylidae
Source: the annotation of a GenBank genome assembly
UUGUGCUUUUCUCAAGGACAACUUUCACAUCAGAAUGAAAUUUCUCCACCGGUAACAACUCAUAACUCCUACUCAAAACGUAGCCAACCUCUUCAACAAAGUGUUCACGUUGUCGAGACGUCUCAAGAUGGAACAACGGAUCUCAAUUCCAAAAGUCCUGAAAAUGCUACUGCCGCAUGCACAUUCGCCGCUCCACCGAAAUCAAAACAUGAACGUUUUCCACAGACCACAUUCAUGUGCAUUCCGCCAAAUCCGUUGGGAUUUCUAACUCCACUCACUCUUAUUGAAAAACUGUUUCUACAGCCACUAUGGAAAAGUGACAUAGGAUGGGACGACACGUUAUCCGAAGAACACGAAAAAGAUGGCAGGAAAUCGUCAAUCAAUGACAAGAUCUUUAUUCGACAUCGAUCGCGUCAUUGUCGAUACAGAAACGCUUCCCAAUUCCGACCAAUUCGACCUCCAUGUCUUCGCCGAUGCAUCUGGAUAUGCGUACUGCGCAGCAGCUUAUCUUCUACACCAUCGCACCGACUCUCCACACAAAGUUUCGCUUCUGAUGGCGAAAUCAAGACUAGCUCCGCUUCGCUUCGACUACUAUUCCACUUAUCAGCCAUCGCUGCAGGUGCCAACCUACUUUCGUUCCUUGCAGAACAACUCGAUAUGAAAAUUCGUCGAAAAUAUUUUUGGUCUGACAGUGCCGUUGCACUAGCAUGGACUACGUCUUACAAAACCCUACGAAUAUUCGUUCGCAACCGUGUUUGUAAAAUUCGUGAACUCACAACCGUUGUCACUAUCCGUUGCGUUCCAACAGCGGAAAAUCCAGCGGUUAUCGGCUGUCGGGGGACAUCUGUCUUAAUACUACAAAAUUUGGCUCACUGCUGGCACGGAACUACCAUUUUAACAGAGGAUGUAACAACUUGGCCUCGAAACUCAGGUCAAGAAACUACAGUUGAAAAUCCAUCAUUUCAAGAAAGCGAAAAACAAUCUUUUCCCUCAUCACUAGCAGCAACGCAAAAUGUUCUCCAAGAACAGCCAUUAUUAGACUCGUCACGAUUCAGCACGUGGGAUUCGUUAUUCGCUACUGUAGUGUUUGUACUACGCUUCCUUACUACCGGAUCCAAGAAAGCAGCCUCGUUCAUCGGAACUAGUGGAGCACUCCUUCAAACUCGAGCAGAACGAGUUUUAUUUCGCCUGGCCCAACAGCAGUGCCCCCCUUCGAGCUGCAACGUCAGCUGCAUCUCUUCCACUGUGAUGCGACACAUCUUUGGAAAUCACGAGGACGCAUCGAGGCCGCUACACUCCUUCAGGAAGCGAAGACUCCAAUCUUCUUCCAUCCAGAAACCAUAUCACUGA